AUGAACAAAGUCUCCUACACAUCUUUUCGUCUGAUCACCAUGCUAUUCGAUAAGAUGCUCAAAAGUCGCAACAAAUGCCGUGUCUAUAUCACGCUGCACCACCGUGAUGACUUUUCCCUGCCACACAACCGAAAGAAAAUGGGAUACGGCGCCUAUAACUGGUCGAUCCUGAUCUGUCCCAAGGUCUCGACUGGCGGAGACAGCUUCGCAUACGAUGUCACCAACGUCCCUGAGCCCGACUCCUUCCUCAAGUUCGAGUCCAACCCUGACCGUGAGUGGCGCUAUCGACAGAAACCACAUGUCGAUCCGACCAACUGCUCGACGAUGGUUGAGAGGAUUAUGAUAGGCAAGAUCCCCAACGACAUCACGUACGCGGGUAUCCAGCACCUCCUUGAGACCAUCCCGAUCAAGCAGAAUGACGCCCACCACAAGCAAACCGGGGUCAGAUGGAUUGUUCAAGCCAUUCAUAAGCUCCAGAAUACUAUCCUCCUUGCGGAGGUAUUCAGUAUUCGAGAGUUUAUGGAUGAAGCGGUCAAGUUGGCGGAAGAACGUUUACGGUUGGGUUCAUCAGUUCCGGAGCUAACGGACUAUGCGGAGCGACCCCAGGGGACCGAGAACUCCGAUAUGUCGCCACCGUCAUCUGGGGGGUGA
This is a messenger RNA of Penicillium brasilianum, 651 nucleotides long. The record is from the annotation of a GenBank genome assembly. Lineage: Eukaryota; Fungi; Ascomycota; Eurotiomycetes; Eurotiales; Aspergillaceae.